GUUUUCGUCGGAAAUUAGUUUUUUUGCCUUUGUCGGUACCGUCUGUGCUAGCUUUUCGAUCAGAUUUUAAAAUGUCAGUGCAAUCGAAUCCCGUGUACAUAGGAUCACAGAAAUCAGGGACGGAUGUUGAGCAGUUCUACAAGGAAGCCUUAGAAAAUGCUUCUAAUUUCAAUUCUCGGAUGAUGUCAGAACGGAAGAUGAGACUUCCUUUUCUUGACUCUCAGACUGGUGUAGCCCAGAAUAACUGCUUCUUGUGGUUCCAGAAGCGUCAUAGAGCCCAGGGUCAGGAACGGGGCCAACUGUACACCUACCCUUCCAGGAGAUGGAGGAAGAAGCGCAAGAAUCACCAGCCUGUCCCAGUAGAUAUUGCAGAGAACAGAAUUCUUGCUGAAGCCUUAGGGGCAGACCUUGGUGAUUAUUCAGGUGAAGUCCCAGUAGAGACGGCCAUCAACCCUGAGCAUGACCCGACACAAUACGGAGGCAUCACCAUCCACCCAGUCCAUCAAGAAUCAGAGGAUAUCCUGAGACACCUUGAAGCUGAUGACGUAUUCCCUGAUGCUGGUGAGAUUGACAGACCGGGCUCAGAGAGCGACGAAGACUACGAGGUGUCGUCUCGUAAAAAGAAGCAGAAGAAGGGGCGUGGUACGGGAGGAGGACGACGAUCACGAGGAGGGGGAGGUGGUGGAGGAGGAGGAGGAGGAGGAGGAGAUGGUGAGAUGCCACUACUAACUGCUGAAGAUAGACCUUAUGCAUGUAAAGUCUGCAAGAAACGGUACAAGAACCGGCAGGGUUUGAACUACCACACCCAACACACCCACCAAGGAGACCUGGACACCAGCAUGGAGGAGCCGGAAUCCCAGCCGUCACCCCUGGAACCAGUGACUGACCCACGUAAGCAUCCAGUCAAGAACACUAUGGAUCUAGAAGCUGCCUCUGUGUCUGCUGUGACAAGCGCAAGCGAAGACAGUCUUGGUGAAGUUACCAAGUCAAGUAAAGGAGGUCAACCAGAAACCAAUAAUUACUGUGACUUCUGCCUUGGUGAUGCCACCGAGAACAAGAAGACGAGGAUGCCGGAAGAUCUCAUCUCGUGUUCAGACUGUGGUAGAUCAGGCCAUCCAACCUGUCUCCAGUUCACUGAUACCAUGAUACAGAAGGUCAAAGGUUACCGUUGGCAGUGCAUCGAGUGCAAGUCAUGCGGACUCUGUGGCACUUCAGACAAUGAUGAUCAACUGUUGUUCUGUGAUGACUGUGAUAGGGGAUACCAUAUGUAUUGUCUCAAUCCACCCAUGCAGGCACCACCUGAAGGAAGCUGGAUAUGUGACCUGUGCAAGAUGUGAGGAGUACAUGCCCGCUGCAUUUAUCAUUAUACUGCAUAUGUCAUUUUAUACUGCUAAAGAAUUGGAUAUGUAGAUAUGAUAUCAUGUUCCAAACAUCAAAUGCUCUAAAUUGCCUAUUUAAGUCAUAUGGUCCAGUUGCAUUUAUCAUUAUACUGCAUAUGUCAUAUGUUCCAGCUGCAUUUCUCAUUAUACUGUUAAAGGAUGAGAUACGUAGAGAUGAUAUCAUAUUCCAAACAUCAAAUGCUCUGAAUUGCCUAUUUAUGUCAUAUGGUCCAGUUAUUGCCAAAGGGUGAAUGUGAGGAGGAUGUAUGCCAUCUCUCCUUGGUGAAAUUCACAAUUUUCACAAAAAUGUAGCUUUAUUACAUGAAAAAUUGAAGUGACAAUUGCCUCAGGAAAUAGGUGUGCUGUAACUUCAAGAGAUUAACAAUGAGAAUUGAAGACAGAUAUUUUUUAAAAUGAUUGUUGAAUGUGUAGCACGAUUCCUAUAAGCAUGAUGGAGAUCAUGUUAAUAGCUUGGUUAUACCUAUUAAAUGAGAAAUAGAUUUUUGAUAUUUGAUAGGUUUAUUGAGCAAAUAAUAUAUAAAAAAUAAUUGGAUAAAAAUAGGUUCAACAUCUCUAGUAUAUGUCACCACCACCCUUUCAUAGAAAGACCAUGUACAUUUUGAAAACUUCAUUGCAUAUUUUCAAUGCAGAACAUAUAUGUACAAAACAACUCAAAAUAAUGAAUUCUGUACAUAGAUUUAAAUAAUAUUGUACAUUUGCCAAAAGUGUCAACAACCCCCCCCCCUUCCCCAAUGGACAUGCAGUAUGUCACCCUUGAAGGAGACAUCUAUGUAAUGUAUUGUAGUGUCUUGUAUCAAUAGAAGUAGAUAUCAUACUUGUAGUAGUAUUCAUGUAGAAUGUUCUUUCAAACAUUGUGAUUAAAGUUUAGAUGUGAAAUGUCAGAAUGGUUUCAAUGUGAAAACCUAAAUAAAUAACAUUUGUUUUUAAUAAAAUCCUGAAACAGUCA
This is a messenger RNA of Lytechinus variegatus (green sea urchin), 2346 nucleotides long. Its product is annotated as zinc finger protein ubi-d4 B-like. Bases 72 to 1337 code for a protein of 421 amino acids. The record is from RefSeq and is a predicted model, not a curated record. The transcript has 9 exons. Gene Ontology annotation, biological process: nervous system development. NCBI's taxonomy places the organism in Eukaryota, Metazoa, Echinodermata, Echinoidea, Temnopleuroida, Toxopneustidae. Gene Ontology annotation, cellular component: nBAF complex.